AUGCCCCCGUCUCUCACAGAAUCCACUCCGCUGGUUCCAAAACAGCAAAAACCAGUGCGACAAGAAGAGGAAAAGAUGAGUCUAAAAUUUUCCUCCGUCGCCGCCGCGUUUCAGCUACUACUUAUUAUAUUAUUUGGAACAAUUACGAGAUAUGGAGACCAAGCCUUACCUCCCCAUCUACGUAAAGAUGCUGUAGGAGGACCGGAUAACGUGUCUGCUGACGCACACCCAGGCAACAACGACAUUUCAGUUUAUUAUUCAAGUUAGUCAAUUUAUGUACCUUUUUAUUUUAUUAAUUUUUGCAGUUUUUUUCAAGUUAGUCAGGGAGAAUUUCUUAACUCUGCCAUCCCAAUGCGGCAUCAAAAUCUAUCGUAAAAUUUCAAGAAAAUAUCUAAAAAAACCUGCGCGCGUUAAUUUGCCAGAACGCGUCCAAAUUAAGUCAAACGCGUUCACUAUUGGUAGAUUUUUAAUUAGAGAAUCAAUGUAGAUUUAUGAGCUAUAUAAAUAUUUACUAAGGUAUGCGAUUAUGCAACAUGCCGCGGCAAGAGAACCUUGAAAUUAUCAUUUAG
Porites lobata is the source of this 569-nucleotide messenger RNA. The record is from the annotation of a GenBank genome assembly. NCBI's taxonomy places the organism in Eukaryota, Metazoa, Cnidaria, Anthozoa, Scleractinia, Poritidae.